This is a messenger RNA of Ricinus communis (castor bean), 3259 nucleotides long. RefSeq names its product kinesin-like protein KIN-8A. Gene Ontology annotation, molecular function: microtubule motor activity; ATP binding; microtubule binding. The coding region runs from base 402 to 2810 and encodes 802 amino acids. The record is from RefSeq and is a predicted model, not a curated record. Gene Ontology annotation, biological process: microtubule-based movement. Lineage: Eukaryota; Viridiplantae; Streptophyta; Magnoliopsida; Malpighiales; Euphorbiaceae. The transcript is spliced from 7 exons.
UCCAUUUACUACUCUUUCCACUCCAAUUUCUUUUCAAGAUUUUUGGUUCUCUUCCCUCACAAAUUAAAUUCUAGAAGAGUGCAAGAAGCAAAAAGAGUACUCACACUUAUACUUCACUUCAAAAUCUGAACUUCCCGGCUUCACGACCAACCGUCCGAUCUGCCUCCAAAUCAAUAGCUCAGAUUUUCCCCUAAAUUAAAAACUCACAAAGUUGAAUCUUGAUCUUCCCUUCCCUCUCUUUUCAAUUUUCUUUCUACUUUUAGCUGCAGCCCAGGUUUAUAUUUCAUCAAUUCUUUCACUAUCUGAUAAAAUUUUCAAACUUUCUUGAAAUUUGAGCAGUUUCUUGAACUGGGCCAGUGAAAAUCCAUCCGGGUAUGUUUGAAUAGCGAGAAAAUUAUAGAAUGCCAGUGUCAACCAGGUCCCAGAACAACAGCCAUGAACAAAGUGGCACAGACCCAGAUCAAAGAACCAGAAGUAGAUCAGUUCAAGAAGAUUCCCAUAAUAAUGUUCCACUGAGAAAUCCACAUCAUGGGUUGAAAGAAAAGAUGAAGGCUUUAACUCUAUUAUAUGAACAGCAAAAGAGAGCUUCUUUGGCUUAUAGGAACCAAUCUCCUAAACCUGAAGAGAAGCGAUUCUUGACACACCCAAGUGCGGAUCUUGUUAGUUCUUGCAACAAAAGAGAGAAUGAUUUUAAAGAAAGUAAAGAGAGUUCAGAGCAAGAUAAUGUAAUGAGGGAGAAUAUAGUGCCGGCAGUCACUACAUUGCCUAAUGCAAAGCCUAAUUCUAUAGUCACAAGAACUUUUGUAUUACCACAACCACCUAGUGAUGAUGCUAAGGAGAAUUUUGUGAUGGGUCCAGAUCGUGUUAUUGGGUUCUCUACAGGUUUAAGAAAGGCCAGUGUUUCAAAUACGGUUGCAAGGAAGCUUUCAAUGGGAAGUUCAGUGCCACAAGCAGAACCAAGAGGGUUUCUUGGGAACAAAAAUUUGCAGGAAGUGGAAAAAUUGGAGGCUGUUUCAGGGAAAAAUGAUGAUGGUGGCAGUCGAAUUUCGGUAUUUGUGAGACUUAGGCCAAUGUCCAAGAAGGAAAGAGAGGCGGGUAUGCGAUGCUGUGUGAGGAUUGUGAAUAGAAAAGAUGUUUACUUGACCGAGUUUGCUCAUGAGAAUGAUUAUCUUAGGUUGAAGAGGCUUCGCGGACGGCAUUUUACCUUUGAUUCUUCGUUCCCCGAUUCUACUUCUCAACAGGAAGUUUACUCUACCACGACAGCAGAGCUUGUGGAAGCAGUUUUACAAGGGAGGAAUGGGUCAGUAUUCUGCUAUGGUGCCACAGGUGCUGGGAAAACAUAUACAAUGCUUGGGACAAUGGAGAAUCCUGGAGUGAUGGUUUUGGCAAUUAAGGAUCUUUUUACCAAGAUUAGACAGAGAAGUUGUGAUGGCAACCAUGUGGUUCAUCUUUCUUAUCUUGAGGUUUAUAACGAAACUGUAAGAGAUUUGCUCUCUCCUGGAAGACCGCUGGUGCUUAGAGAAGAUAAGCAGGGAAUUAUAGCAGCAGGUCUUACUCAGUACAGAGCUUAUUCUACAGAUGAAGUAAUGGCAUUGCUUCAAAGAGGAAAUCAAAAUCGAACAACUGAACCUACUCGUGCCAAUGAAACCUCUUCAAGAUCACAUGCUAUUCUUCAGGUUAUUGUUGAAUACCGUGUAAAGGAUGCUUCCAUGAAUAUCGUCAAUAGAGUUGGGAAACUGUCACUCAUUGAUCUUGCUGGAUCAGAGAGAGCCCUAGCAACUGAUCAGAGAACACUUAGAUCGCUUGAGGGUGCUAAUAUUAAUCGGUCACUCCUUGCACUGAGCAGCUGCAUCAAUGCUCUUGUUGAGGGUAAAAGGCACAUACCAUACAGAAACUCAAAGCUGACUCAACUCCUCAAGGACUCAUUAGGAGGAACUUGCAACACUAUAAUGAUAGCAAAUAUCAGCCCAAGCAAUCUCUCUUUCGGUGAAACUCAAAACACGCUGCAUUGGGCUGAUCGAGCCAAGGAGAUCCGGACCAAGGCAUGCGAGGCAAAUGCAGAAAUUCAACAGCUUCCAGAAUCUGAAGCUGAUCAGGCCAAGUUAUUACUUGAACUGCAAAAAGAGAAUCGCGAAUUGCGAGUACAGUUAGCUCGUCAGCAACAAAAGCUACUGACUCUCCAGGCACAAUCCCUGGCUGCAAAUGCCUCUCCAACCCCCUCAUCGGUUUCUUCUCUCUUGACUCCUCCAUCUAAUGCCCAACCAAAUGAAAAAAGGAAAACAAGACCUUCCUUUUUAGGUAGGAACUGUUUCACUCCAGAAUCCAGGAGAAAGGUAGCAGAUGAGACGGUUAGAGAGCUUCAACAAAAUGUCAAGGCAUUAGAGGCAGAGAUUGAGAGAAUGAAGAAAGAUCAUGCUUUCCAGUUAAAGCAGAAAGAUGAUCAAAUUCGCGAGCUUUCUCGAAAGAGUGACAAACCAUCAGGAGUUUCAGGAGCAAAGAGGGUAGUCACUAGGGCUAGCUUAAGACCAAAGGAAUCAAACAUUGGUGAACUGAAGAGUCCAAGCCAUCGUUUUCGAUCACCAAUUCCAACUGCGAAGAAACGAAGCUUUUGGGACAUAACAACAGCUAACAGCCCAUCUGUGGCUACACUAAAUGGAAGGAAAACUAGAAGUCAUGUGAUUGUAGAACCUGCAGCAGCUCCGUCCAUGCUUCUUCAGCUUGCAUAUCCAUGUUUCUGGUUUGUGUUCCUUUUUGGACCACACAUCGUCAAUUGCAUCAUUCAGCCAGGUUUUGCUCGUCAAAGACCCUGAUGAUACUUUGAAGUAGCAAUAUAGCAAGACGAGGAAGCAAUACAAAACGAAACCAAAUAAUUGGAAGGUGAUUAAAAAAGAAAAAGCAUGAAGAUAACAGUGUUCAUCAGGUGUGCUUUUUUAUCUGUUCCUGAGACAUCCUCUGCUCGAGCUGGCGGUUUGACAUGGAAGAAACAAUUAUGCUUUGGCAAGUGGUGAUGGUGGUUGAUCAUUGUUUUCCUGUACUAGUCUGUUGUGAUCGACAAAGUCUUACAGAAGAAAUUGUGCUAGUUAUUACGUUCAACUUUUUUUUUUUUUUCUGAAAUUGAUUCCUCCCGUUCAUCAAGUACAUACUCCCAGAAAUGAGUAUUUAUUCAUCCUUUGUCCAACUCUUACUGUAUGGAAAAGAAAUCAUUUAUAUUCCAUGUCACCCUGAAGAAUCAACAUAAAAAAUCAGUUGAUUUAAGUUU